Messenger RNA from Marasmius oreades (fairy-ring Marasmius), 2391 nucleotides. RefSeq lists its product as uncharacterized. The transcript is spliced from 9 exons. Lineage: Eukaryota; Fungi; Basidiomycota; Agaricomycetes; Agaricales; Marasmiaceae. Gene Ontology annotation, cellular component: fungal-type vacuole membrane. Gene Ontology annotation, molecular function: transmembrane transporter activity. The coding region runs from base 693 to 2090 and encodes 465 amino acids. Gene Ontology annotation, biological process: transmembrane transport. The record is from RefSeq and is a predicted model, not a curated record.
UUCACUUCUCACUCUUGCUAUACACUUUUCCUUCUCCCUUAUUUCUCUCCUGAGCAGAAGCAAGGAGACUAUCUUAUUCAACACCUUCGUCCUUUGCCGCCUACUAGUCCAAAUGCACAUAUCCGUACCUCUGCCUCCGGUUUGGACCACACUUCAAUAGAAACAGCCAUCCCUUCUUGGGGCUAUCUCCUAUACGAUUUGUGACGCCAAAGAGAACCAUGCCUUUUUCGCUGACUCAAUAGAUCAUACACUCUGUCAAGCGGUCCCAUGAGCUUUGCGGCGGCACGAUGCUUGUUGAAAACUAAAACCCUCCCCCAAACUUCCUCAUCAGUAUGCCAAGAGAGCAGGUCGUUCUGGUUCCGCAUCACGCUCGCAUUUGGUCGCGAAAAUUCCAAUGCUCUGAACCCAAGUAUUUAUAUCCGCAUCCGUUUUGAUCCCACUAGUAAGUACCGUGCUUCCAUAAGUUCGUCAAACCAUAACUACCCGGCUCCCUUUAAUCAUCUCAGGAAUUUCGCCUCCGUCGGAACACCAAAGGUUUUUCGACAUUCUUCAUACAAUUUACCUAAUUCAUCCGCGCCCUUUUUACCACUACUGCUCGGAACAGCGCCACCUUUGGAACUACAUUUAGACUGGCUAUCAUUUAAAAGUGGAGGCUAAAGAGUCAACUGUCCAGAUCACGACACCCACUUCCAAUGGACCACAACCACCAUCUGGACGGUUACAUGACUGGGAGCAGUGGCUCAGACUCUCACCAUGACUUGCCCUCGUUACCCCCGGCAAAGUCGUCUGCCCAUGACCUCAAGCAGGUCACCAACUCGUUUACGAUGCAAGACCCUCGACUGGAGUCGGUCACUGCCAAGAGCUCAAAGGUUGAUGUUGGGUAUCCCGAAGGAGGGCCGGAGGCCACCAGAACAACUCUUGGUGCUUUCUUGAUCCUGUUCGUUCAGUUCGGACUAAUGAACUCGUUUGGAGUGUUUGAGGCGCAAUACUCAACGGUCAACUUGAAAUCAAAAUCGCCAUCGGAAAUAGCAUGGAUUGGGACUUUCCAGUUCUUCAUGUUUUUCUUCAGUGGCGCGUUUGUUGGCCGUUUGUUUGAUUCAUUUGGAGCCAAACCUCUGCUCUUUCCCGGGAUUGUGCUACUCGUCCUAUCACUAAUAGCGACAUCGUAUUGUUACGAUUACUACCAAUUUUUCCUGGCCCAGGGUUUUCUUUUCGGCAUCGGGGCUUCAUUAACUUUCUAUCCCGCUCUUAGUUCCCUAACUCAUUGGUACGAGCGAAAACGAGGCAGAAUCAUGGGAUUGGUGACAGCUGGGUCCUCACUUGGAGGUGUGGUGUUUCCGAUAGCUCUCAACAAACUCAUCCCUGCAGUUGGUUUCCCAAUGGCCAUCAGAAUCGUUGCAUGUAUAGCAGCAGGGAUUUUACUACCAGCCGGACUCCUCAUUCGAACUCGCCUUCCUCGACGGCCAUUCAACGGAGACGUCUCUUCUCUAGUCGACCUAGAUGGCUUCAAGGACCUCGGAUACGUCCUCUUUCUUGCGGCUUCCGUCCUCACGAUGCUUGGAACAUACAAUCCUUAUAUAUUUGUCACAGUCUAUUCCCAAUCUCGGCAUUUCGACCCAGUUAUUACUACGUACAUCCUUUCUAUCUUGAACGCGGGGUCCUUCUUUGGGCGCCUUAUCCCUGGUAUACUGGGAGACAAACUGGGAUUCUUCAACAUCCUCUCUAUCGCUCUGGCAAUAGCAGGGCCGGUCUUAUUCUGCUGGUUGGCAGUUUCUUCUGCUGCAGGAUACGUGGUAUGGACGGUUUUCUACGGGUUUUUUAGUGGCGCAUUCAUUGCUUUAUUACCUGCUUGCAUCGGAAAAUUUACUCCUGACCCAACGAAAUACGGUGGUCGUGCCGGUAUGGUAUUCGCAUUCGUUGGUCUAGCUGUAUUGUGCGGUCCUCCCAGUGCAGGUGCCCUCAUCGCUCGCGAUCACGGAAGUUUUACCGAAAUGAUCGUUUAUUCAGGAGUGAUGUGUGUUGCCGGUGCAGCGCUUUAUUGGGCCGCACGAUUCAAAGCUACCAAAGGGGAACUUUUCAUCAAAUUUUGAACCACGAGAAGAGGCGCGGGGUUGGCGCGGGGAGGUAAGGUGCUAAGUACUAGGGACUUCUACGCCAACCUCGUGGACUGUACAGUACUGUUUUUGUCUAUUUUUCUAUGCUCGCUUCACUUGUAUGAAUUCUUGAUUCAGUUCGACCUUGUCUGGAGUGUCCCAUUUUUUGAUUCGUUCAUCAAUCUUAUUCUAUACGCACCUAGCCACAUACACGUGCCGGAUUAUACCGUACUUUAUCCCCAACUCGUAACGAUCUUAUGGUUACUUAGUGUCAAAUAAGCCUUUACGAAGUCGCGCA